AGAUUUUUGACAGCCGCACAAGAGAGAAGAAAAUAAAAGAAAACAUUUGACAAAAAAUUCUAAAAUCAACGUGCAACUCAAAAAAAAAAAAAGAAACAGACAGAAAAACAUUUUUUUAUCAAAUAAAACUUUAAAAAAAUUAACAAAGAAAAUUAAAAAGUAAUUUUACUUAAAAUUAAGUAAAAAUGUCAUUUGCUACAAGACUGUUAAAAUUAAAACCAGCGGCAGCAGCCGGUUUACAACGUUAUGCAACCAGACCCUUGGCACGCAGCAUUAAUACACUAACAUGGAAAAGAAAUUGGAAUGGAGUAAAUUAUGUACGUCAUCUAAGUGCCGAAGCUGGCAGUCAUAAUAUAAAAAACACGGAAAAACCUUUAGGUACGCCGGAUAAACAUGAAUUCCAAGCUGAAACUAGAAUGUUGCUAGAUAUAGUAGCACGUUCUUUAUACUCGGAAAAUGAGGUAUUCGUUAGAGAGUUGAUUUCGAAUGCUAGUGAUGCUUUGGAGAAAUUCCGCUAUACCAUACAUACAGCAGGUGAACAGGAAAAAGAUUACGAGGCCACCGAUCGUGCGCUGGAAAUACAAAUUGCCACCGAUAAACAAGCUAUGCAAUUGACUAUACAAGAUUCUGGUAUUGGUAUGACACGCGAAGAAUUGGUCAAUAAUUUGGGUACCAUAGCACGCAGUGGUUCAAAGAAAUUUUUAGAACAAAUCAAAGAAAAGGGUGCUGCUGCUGAAAAUUCCUCUAAUAUUAUUGGUCAAUUUGGUGUUGGUUUCUAUUCGGCUUUUAUGGUAGCCGAUAAGGUAGAAGUAUUCACACGUUCCUCUAAGGCCAAUUCACCUGGUCUCUGUUGGUCUACCGAUGGUUCUGGCAGUUAUGAAAUACAAGAAGCUGAGGGUGUUGCACAUGGUACAAAGAUUGUUAUACAUCUUAAACCGGAAUGUCGUGAAUAUGCCGAUGAGGAUCGUAUACGUGCGGUUAUUAAGAAAUAUAGUAAUUUUGUUGGAUCACCCAUUUAUUUGAAUGGUCAACGUGCUAAUGAUAUUCAACCACUGUGGCUUAUGGAACCUAAAGAUGUUAGCCAAGAGCAACAUGAUGAAUUUUAUCGUUUCAUUGGUAAUACCUAUGAUACGCCACGUUUUGUAUUGCAUUAUAAGACUGAUGUACCCCUUAGCAUACGUGCUUUACUAUAUUUCCCCGAAGGAAAACCCGGUUUAUUCGAUAUGACACGCGAUGGUGAUGUAGGUGUUGCCCUAUAUACACGCAAAGUUUUGAUACAAUCCAAAACUGCUAAUCUAGUACCCAAAUGGUUGCGUUUCGUUAAAGGUGUAGUCGAUUCGGAGGAUAUACCACUUAAUUUAAGUAGAGAACUAUUACAGAAUAGUGCCCUAAUCAGAAAAUUGUCUGGAGUCUUAACCAGCCGCAUUUUACGUUUCCUCUUGGAUAAGGCCAAUAAACAACCGUCAGAAUAUGAAGCCUUCUACAAGGAUUAUGGUCUAUUCCUUAAAGAAGGCAUUGUUACUUCGCACGAUCAAAAGGAAAAGGAAAGUAUUGCUAAAUUGUUGCGUUUUGAAUCGUCCAAAACAGCCGAAGGACAAAAGGUUUCUUUGGAAACCUAUUGUUCUAAUGUGGGCGAACAAAAGGAUAUCUACUAUUUGGCAGCACCAAAUCGUGUCUUGGCUGAAUCUUCGCCCUACUAUGAGGGUUUAAAGAAACGUGGUGUUGAAGUUUUAUUCUGUUAUGAACCCUACGAUGAAUUGGUCUUAAUGCAAUUGGGCAUGUUUAAAGACAAAAACUUGGUAUCGGUGGAAAAGGAAAUGCGUCAGGGAGCUGGUGGCGAUGAGGUCAAUGAGUUCGGUGAGGGUAGUUUAUUGAGAUCACAAGUCGAUGAGCUAUUACCCUGGAUAAAAGAGAAACUAGCCGGCAAAGUGGCCAAUGUACGUGUCACAAAUAAACUUGACUCACAUCCCUGUGUAGUGACUGUCGAAGAAAUGGCUGCUGCCAGACAUUUUAUACGCACCCAAAGUCACCAACUGCCAGAAGAGAAUCGUUAUGCUCUCUUACAGCCACAAUUGGAAAUUAAUCCAAAACAUGAAAUUAUUAAAAAAUUAAAUAACUUACGUUCAAAUGAUGCUGAAUUGGCUGAGUUAUUGGUGCAGCAAUUAUUUGUUAAUGCCAUGGUGGGCGCUGGUUUAGCUGAAGAUCCUCGCACUUUAUUAACCAACAUGAAUGCUUUGUUGACCAAGGCUUUGGAAAAGUGUUAAUUCUAAUCGAAAUUCUAGUUAAUAAUUCCAUUAGUUGCAGUGUUUAUUAUUUAGGUUUUGUUUAUUAAUAAAUUUAUAAUAAAAAUAUGAUAUAUUUUUUAUACGCUUUAA
Lucilia cuprina (Australian sheep blowfly) is the source of this 2375-nucleotide messenger RNA. RefSeq names its product heat shock protein 75 kDa, mitochondrial (gene Trap1). Lineage: Eukaryota; Metazoa; Arthropoda; Insecta; Diptera; Calliphoridae. The transcript is spliced from 5 exons. Gene Ontology annotation, molecular function: protein kinase binding; ATP hydrolysis activity; ATP-dependent protein folding chaperone. Gene Ontology annotation, biological process: protein folding. Gene Ontology annotation, cellular component: mitochondrial inner membrane. Bases 186 to 2264 code for a protein of 692 amino acids. The record is from RefSeq and is a predicted model, not a curated record.